Messenger RNA from Solanum stenotomum, 1480 nucleotides. RefSeq lists its product as uncharacterized. The transcript has 6 exons. The record is from RefSeq and is a predicted model, not a curated record. The coding region runs from base 239 to 1273 and encodes 344 amino acids. NCBI's taxonomy places the organism in Eukaryota, Viridiplantae, Streptophyta, Magnoliopsida, Solanales, Solanaceae. Gene Ontology annotation, molecular function: sulfotransferase activity.
UAGGAGCAAAAGGCUCACUAAACAACCCUUCCAUCAUAGAGUUCUUCACGAGAAAAAAGCUCUAGUUUUUUUUUUUUUCUCUCUCUAUCGACAUAAUUAUGUGUGUCUGCAUGUAUUGUGAAGAAGAAGAGGUGAAGAAAUAAGAACGAAUAAAGCUAGAAAGAAAAAGGGGAUCUUUUUUUGAAUCUGGGUAUCCCCAAAUGCCUUUUCUUUAUCUUCCUUUUUGAGCAUUUAAGCUAUGGCUGACGAUUUCUGUGACUUCACCAAGGAUACUUUCAUCUUAAAGGCACCAAAGAAAUCUCCACUGCUGCUGAGAAUGGUGGUUUUACUUUUUGCAAUGAUAUGUGGAAUAUAUAUAUGUUCAAUAUGUCUGAAACAAAUUGGUUCGCGUUCCAGUGGACCGCUUGCGACUGUUCAUGUCGUUGAAAGGCCAUGUGAGAUGACUAAUGUUGACCCUUCGGAAAAACCUUACAUACACUUCCCCAAGCCCAAAACUUUUAGCCGGGCUGAGUGUGCUUGCAAUCCUGUAAGGUUUUUUGCAAUUUUCUCCACUCAGAGGUCUGGCAGUGGAUGGUUUGAAACAUUGUUGAACAGCCAUAUGAAUAUAAGCUCUAACGGGGAGAUUUUUUCUGUUAAAGUUCGUAAAAGUAAUGCAUCAACAAUUUUGGAAACAUUGGACAAACUCUAUGACCUAGACUUUUUGACCAGCGCUUCCAAAAAUGAAUGUACAACUGCAGUUGGUCUGAAGUGGAUGCUUAAUCAGGGUCUAUUGCAGCAUCAUGAGGAAAUUGUUGAGUAUUUCAAACGGAGAGGAGUUUCUGCAAUUUUUCUCUUCAGAAGAAAUCUUUUGCGCAGAAUGGUUUCAAUGCUAGCAAAUUCCUAUGAUCAGAAUGCUAAGAUGUUUAAUGGAACCCACAAGUCUCAUGUGCAUUCUCCCAAGGAGGCUGAGAUUCUUGCAAGUUACAAGCCUACGGUAAACACAACGACGCUGAUUGCAAACCUAAAGCAAAUACAAGGCAUGACUGCUAACGCUUUGGAUUACUUCAAAAGCACUCGGCAUAUGAUCUUGUUCUAUGAGGACAUAAUAAAAAAUCCGACUAUGCUGAAUGAUGUGCAAGAUUUCCUGAAAGUUCCAAUAAUGGAUCUCCAUAGUCGUCAAGUGAAGAUACACAAGGCGCCACUGUCUUUGCAAGUUGAAAAUUGGAGUGAUGUUGAAAAGGCACUCAAGGGAACACCUUAUGAAAGCUUCCUACACGCAGAUUACAAAAUAUAAAUGUGCAGUCCUUGUGUAUAUGUAGCUUCUGUUGUUUACCUCUAUUCUUUUAUUAUUUAUGUGUAAGCAGAAGCUAGCGGGAUUUGGCUAAGGCAGGUUGUUACCGAGUUCCUCUCGUUGCAGGUAAUCAAUUUUGGCUCUUCCUGUUAAAUAGGCUUUGGUAGCUGACUGAGAAUGAAACUAGCAAUUUUGACAUUGAACCAUUUA